AUGUUACUCUCUGUCUCUUUUUUUUUCUCUCUCUCUCUCUCUCUAUCAAUCUCUCUUUCGAUCGAAUUCUGCUCAACUUUUAUUCUUGGUUCAUUUGGGUUUUUUUCCCUUUCAUCUCUUACUCUUCCCUCUCCCUUUCGCCUCUUCCCUCUCUGUGCCUCUUUCUUUCAUCUCUUUUUCUCUCUCUGUGCCUCUUUCUUUCAUCUCUUUUUCUCUCUCUGUGCCUCUUUCUCUUUCAUCUCUUUUUCUCUCUCUGUGCUUCUCUCUCUUUCAUCUCUUUUUCUCUCUCUCCGUGCUUCUCUCUCUUUCAUCUCUCCGUGCUUCUCUCUCUUUCAUCUCUCCGUGCUUCUCUCUCUUUCAUCUCUCCGUGCUUCUCUCUCUUUCAUCUCUCCGUGCUUCUCUCUUUCUUUCUCUCUUUCUCUCUUUCAUCUCUCUUCUUCUCUUUCAUCUCUCCGUGCUUCUCUCUCUUUCAUCUCUCCGUGCUUCUCUCUCUUUCAUCUCUCUGUGCUCCUCGUUCUCUCUUUCUUUCUCUCUCUGUGCUUCUCUCUCUUUCAUCUCUCUGUGCUCCUCGUUCUCUCUUUCUUUCUCUCUCUGUGCUUCUCUCUUUCAUCUGUAAAUAUGGCUUCAUCAUUGCCAACUGGUUUCAUGAGUUCUUCCAUUCCUUACUCUUCAAUUGAAGACAUCCAUACAGUUUCCCGGUGGGAUGCUGGUCAUAAAUUUUGUAUUCGGAUCACAGUUCAAGAAGGAUCAGUACUACUCCAGAAACAUGUACAUAAAUAUGAAAAAUUGCUGAAAACUGCACGGAGACCUGAAGUAGUGGUGAAAGAAAUUAAGAAUAUGAUUGAUGUUUCCCUCAACACACCAAUACAUGACACAAGUGUCUACCAGUUUCCACUUGAACUAGUUUCUGAACUAUUACAAUCAGCAAAUUCUGAAUUAACAUCCAAAUCUGCUCAUGAAAAUAUCAUCAUUGCCUUGACGCCAUUAUUGGAGAACAACCAUCCAACACAAGAAAUCUGUGAAUUCCUAAUAAAACAUUGCAAAAAAAGUCCUCGGUCAAGCAUUGUUAUUGAUCUUUUCACCCCAGUAGCUCAAAGAAUUUUGAAACACAAUACAGACUUUGGCAAGUUACCAAAUAUGCGCAGAUUUGUCCAGGAAUAUAUUCUAGCCUUAAACUCUCAAAAUGAUGGCUUUAAGGUGGUUCAAGCCUUUGUAAGAAACAUGCACGGACAGUCAAGUACCUGCCCCCAUCCACGGGUUCUGCCUAACUUGGUGGCAGUCUGUCUUGCUUCGAUUUAUUCAUGUUAUGAAGAAAAGAAAAAAGGAUUCUUAAACAACGCAAACAUAAGUGAAGAAGAUUGGAACAAGAAGCUUUUAUGCUACAUUAAAAUGUUUGAAACUAUGUAA
Acanthosepion pharaonis is the source of this 1407-nucleotide messenger RNA. NCBI's taxonomy places the organism in Eukaryota, Metazoa, Mollusca, Cephalopoda, Sepiida, Sepiidae. The record is from the annotation of a GenBank genome assembly.